Messenger RNA from Oikopleura dioica, 3045 nucleotides. The record is from the annotation of a GenBank genome assembly. NCBI's taxonomy places the organism in Eukaryota, Metazoa, Chordata, Appendicularia, Copelata, Oikopleuridae.
AUGCCACGACGCGUGCCCAAUGAAGUCAUCGUCGAGCUUCAAAAGCAAACAGAGAGUGUCCGAAAUGUUUCAAUCGUUGCCCAUGUUGACCAUGGAAAGACGACUCUGGCUGAUGGCCUAAUUUCCUCAAACGGAAUCAUUUCUUCCCGCUCCAUCACCGAUCAGAUGCGAUACCUAGACUCACGUGAGGAUGAACAGCUGCGUGGAAUCACGAUGAAGUCGUCAGUCAUCUCCCUUCACCACAAAAACUCAGCUGGUGACUACUUGGUGAACUUGAUCGACUCUCCUGGCCAUAUUGACUUCUCUUCCGAAGUUUCCACUGCUGUCCGUCUAUCAGAUGGCUGCCUCGUGGUCGUCGAUGUGGUAGAAGGUGUUUGCCCGCAAACAAAAGCUGUACUGAGGCAGGCUUGGUUGGAGCGGCUCAAGCCCGUUUUGGUUCUCAACAAAAUCGAUCGACUAAUUUUGGAAAAGAAACUAACAAUGUUGGAAGCAUACCAAAGAUUGAAUCAGGUUCUUGAGCAAGCAAACGCAGCUGUGGCUCUGUUAUUCUCCGCUGAAGUGAUGCAGGAGAAUUCAAGAGAACGAGAAAACGCUGAAAAAGAUUCAGCUGAAGACAUAGAGGACAACUGGACAACGGGAAUCGGAGUCAUUGAUGAUUCAAAGCUGUACUUUGCUCCAGAAAGUGGUAAUGUCGUCUUUGGAGCGGCUUUUCAUUCAUGGGGCUUUACAAUUGACUAUUUUGCCGACAUUUACGCAAAGAAACUUGGCGCUAGGAAAAAUGUCCUCAAGCGCGCGUUGUGGGGCGAUUACUACAUCAAUAUGAAACAGAAGAAGAUUGCAAAAGGAGCGCUAGAAAAAGGAAAAGACCCCGCAUUUUGUACAUAUAUACUCAAAUACUUCUACGAGAUUUACAACCUGGUUGCUGAUAAGAAUAAAGAAAAAUGUAUGGCAUUUGCUCAACAGCUCAAAAUCAAAAUUUAUCCACGAGAGGAAAAGUCAAUCAUGACGUCGCCGGAUUCAUUUCUAACAACUCUUCUUGGUCAAUGGUUGCCUAUCAGUAAUGCAGCUUUAGACGCUAUCAUUCAGCAUGUUCCAAGUCCAAAACGUCUUCCAGCUGAUAGAAUUGAAAAAUUACUUCGUUCUGAUCAAUCUCCUCCCGACGAAAUUGUCAAAGCGUUUUCUCAGUGCGACAGGGAUUCUGACGUCAAAGUUUGUUUCAUUUCAAAGAUGAUUGCUGUGCCUAAAACUGAGCUUCCUCAAAAUCGAAGGGGUCCGCUUACAAUGGAAGAAAUCCGUUCUCGCCGAGCAGCUGCAGAGGAAGCUGCACGGAAAACACUAGCCAUUACGGAAGAUGAGGUUAAGGACUCUUCUGUGGAAAGGUCAGCGAGCUCGGAAGAGUCGCAUGUGUUCAUCGCGAUCGGACGAGUUUUCAGUGGCAGUCUGCGUAAAGGUGAUGUGGUAUUUGGUCUGGGAGCAAAGCAUCGUGUAGGAGACUCAACUUACUCGGAGGAAAUAACCAUCGGAGAGCUCUAUCUCGUCAUGGGUAGAGAUUUGGUGUCUAUCGACGUAGCUCCGGCUGGAUCCUUAAUUGGAAUCGGAGGAAUCAAGGAAUCCUCGAAUAUGAUCAUCAAUACUGGAACGCUCUCAAGCACCUUGAACUGCCCUUCAUUCGCACCUGUUUACAUGGAAGCUGUGCCGAUCCUUCGUGUUGCCGUGGAGCCCGAAGACCUUAUGGACAUGGAAAAGCUUCGAGAAGGUAUGAGGCUUUUGAAUGUUGCUGAUCCAUGCGUCGAAAUUAUGGACACAGCGACAGGAGAGCUCGUGCUUGGAGCUUGCGGUGAGGUGCACCUUGAAAAAUGCCUUGACGACCUCGAGAAAAUUUACUCAAAGAUCAAAGUUGUUAGAUCUGCGCCGAUCGUUCCGUUCAGAGAAACUCUUAUUGAGCCUCCAAAGGUGGAUGAGCUGGGGGAAAACUUCGGUCAGCAACAGAAAAACUUUAUGAAGAAGUUUCUCGAAAUGGAAAGCCGUGGUCAAAAAUUGGAGGAUGACGAAAAUGACAGGGAGGAGAUAGAUCAAGCUUCCGGCUCCGUCUCUCUAUAUACUAUCAAUCGACAGGCGCGGAUUAAAGUCCAAGCUUUUCCACUGCCUUCAGCUGUCCGCAUUUACUUAGAAGAGAAAUCAGACGAUAUACGAUCGAUUGUCCUUGGAAAGUCCUCCUUAGAUGAAGUGGAGAAGUUACGCUCAAAUUUGAUGGGUGCUUUUCACAAAGCUGGGUUUGCGAAAUCCUCGGCAACUGUCGAUCAAAUUAUUGCAUUUGGCCCCGAAGGAUUUGGACCUAAUAUCUUGCUGAAUAUGGUCGAGGGGUAUGAAGAUAGGUCAAAUUUUUGGAGCGAGAAGCAGCAAAAUAUCAAAAGCUUAGAUCAACAGCUCAUUUCAGGAUUUCAAGUCGUUGCUAGUUCUGGACCGAUGAUGGAGGAGCCCAUGGCGGGUGUUGGUUUCAGACUGCUCGAAUGGGAAGUUUUCCAAGACGAUAAUUUCGACAUCACCCUCACAUCUGGGCAGCUUAUGAGCACUGUAAAAGAAGCCUGUAGAAAAUCUUUCUCAAUCUUGCACAAGCGACUUCUCGCUGCGAUGUACACGUGCGAGAUUCAAGCAUCGUCGGAAGUCCUGGGAAAAGUGUAUGGAGUCAUUGGAAAGCGCGAUGGAAAGAUUCUGGAAGAGGAUAUGGUCGAAGGAGCGGACUUGUUCAACAUCAAAGCGGCUAUUCCUGUCAUUGAAUCGUUCGGAUUUGCUGAUGAAAUAAGAAAGAAAACAUCUGGCUUAGCGUCGCCUCAGCUUCGUUUUAGCCACUGGAGCGAGGUCGAAGGGGAUCCUUGGUGGGUGCCUACAACCGAAGAAGAAAUUCAGCACUAUGGUGAGAAGGCAGACUACGAAUCAACAGCGAAGAAAUACAUGAAUCUGAUAAGAAAGCGCAAGGGUCUUUGGAUCGAGCAAAAAGUAGUUGAACACGCUGAGAAACAGCGAACGAUAACGAAGAAUAAGUAA